Lucilia cuprina (Australian sheep blowfly) is the source of this 875-nucleotide messenger RNA. RefSeq names its product trypsin 5G1-like. The transcript is spliced from 2 exons. The coding region runs from base 62 to 277 and encodes 71 amino acids. The record is from RefSeq and is a predicted model, not a curated record. Gene Ontology annotation, molecular function: serine-type endopeptidase activity. Lineage: Eukaryota; Metazoa; Arthropoda; Insecta; Diptera; Calliphoridae. Gene Ontology annotation, biological process: proteolysis.
UUACAGAAUCUGUGAAAGAUGGCAUAGACAGAAUGGCAUAAAUGUUGUUAUAUAUCCCGAAAUGAUGUGUGCCGGUUAUCGUAAUGGUGGUAAGGAUUCCUGUCAGGGAGAUUCUGGUGGUCCCCUUAUGCAUGAAAAGAAUGGACGUUGGUAUUUAAUAGGUGUUGUAUCAGCUGGUUACUCGUGUGCCUCACGUGGACAACCUGGCAUUUAUCAUCGUGUACCCUACACAGUCGAUUGGAUAUCUCAUGUUGUAGGCUUGACGGGUACGAUUUAAUGUAACAAUUCCCAGGAGUAAUGACUCAACAUCAUCUUCAUCUUACUAAGCUGCUACUUACACAACCACCCAGACUCACUCAUUCCUAAGUGCAGUUCUAGUUCAAAUAAAUCUUUUGUAAAUAGUGUUAAUUUCUUGGAGAAUGUUGUCGUCUAUUUUAUUUCUUCUACUUUUUCUAUAAUCGAGUGAAAAGUAUAAUUUAAGUUUCUUUCAUUGACACUCUCCUAUUUUUUUAGAAUUCCUCAAUAUCUCCACUCUCAUUAAUUGUAGUAGUUGUAAUUUUUUUUAUUUUGAAAAAAAACAUGUGUAUUAAUUUAAGACGUAUGUGUAUUUUGUAUUUAUUAACCAAUUAAUUAAGGUUUAAUUAAUUUUUUUUUUUGAAAUUUGUUAAUUUUUUUGUUAUGUGCAAAUAUGCAAAAAAGACUAGAAUUAACAAAAGCAACAAGGACAAAAAUUAAUUAUUUUUUUAUAUUUAUUCAAAUUGUAAUUUAUUUUAAUUUUAAUAUUAAAAAAGAAGAAAACCACACAAAUUAAUUGUAAAAAAAAUUAUAUACAAUAAAAUUUAUAAAUGCGAGCUUUUAACUGAUUGAACUGUAAA